Anoplopoma fimbria (sablefish) is the source of this 1147-nucleotide messenger RNA. RefSeq names its product tubby-related protein 1-like. Gene Ontology annotation, cellular component: cilium. NCBI's taxonomy places the organism in Eukaryota, Metazoa, Chordata, Actinopteri, Perciformes, Anoplopomatidae. Bases 30 to 1091 code for a protein of 353 amino acids. The transcript is spliced from 9 exons. The record is from RefSeq and is a predicted model, not a curated record. Gene Ontology annotation, molecular function: actin filament binding. Gene Ontology annotation, biological process: protein localization to cilium.
AGAAAGACAAGAAGAAAGAACCAGCUUCAAUGUUCCAGAUAAACGGAGACAAAGAGUCAAAAAGCAAGAAGAAAGCUGCCAAAUCAGAAAGUGAGGAAAGCGAAGAGGAGACAAAGUCGACCAAAUCAAAGAAGAAAUCGUCUGGCGGCUCAACAUCCAUGUUCCAAACAUCAGGAGACAAGGACAAAGACAAAGACAAGAAGACAAAGAAGAAAGCAAAGGCAGAUGAAAGUGAUGAUUCUGACUCAGAAAAAGAAGAAAAAUCAAAGAAGAAAAAAGGCAAAGGGAAGAAGAAAAAGGAGAGAUCUCCAUCUCCUGAGAUUGAGUUUGACAACUUGGAGAAGUUCGUGAUGGAGCCGGCUCCGCAGGGCGUGACCAUUAAAUGCAGAGUGACACGAGAUCAGAGAGGGAUGGACAAGAGCCUCUACCCGACGUAUUACCUUCACCUCGACAACACAAAGAAGACAUUCCUGUUGGCUGGCAGGAAAAGAAAGAAAUGCGCCACUUCAAAUUACCUCAUCUCCAUUGAUGCCACAGAUUUAUCGAGAGGGGGAGAGAAUUUUGUUGGAAAGCUGAGGUCCAAUUUAAUGGGGACCAAGUUCACGGUAUUUGACAACGCUCUGAACCCAGAGAGAGCUCUCCCAGAUAUGUCUAAUGCACGGCAAGAGUUAGCAGGCAUCAUCUAUGAAACAAAUGUUUUAGGGAUGAAAGGACCCAGAAGGAUGACGAUUGUCAUUCCAGGAAUGGACAAGGACAACGAGCGAGUCCCCCUACGACCAAGAAAUGAAUGUGACGGCUUGUUGAUCAGGCACCAGAAUAGAAGAAUGGAAAAUCUGAUCGAGCUUCAUAACAAGACGCCUGUGUGGAAUGAAGACUCUGCAUCCCAUGUGCUCAACUUCAAUGGCAGGGUCACCCAGGCCUCCAUCAAGAACUUCCAGAUCGUCCAUAGCAAAGACUUGGACUACAUUGUGAUGCAGUUUGGACGAAUAGCUGACGACAUUUUCACGCUGGACUUCAACUACCCGAUGUGUGCCGUGCAGGCCUUUGCCAUCGCACUCUCCAGCUUUGAUGGCAAAAUCGCCUGCGAAUAAUAGGAAGAUUCCCAGUUGUGUUCUCACACUGAAACCAGUAUGCAACACGCCCACAU